This is a messenger RNA of Podarcis lilfordi (Lilford's wall lizard), 19829 nucleotides long. The record is from the annotation of a GenBank genome assembly. Lineage: Eukaryota; Metazoa; Chordata; Lepidosauria; Squamata; Lacertidae.
GACGUUGUUGUCGCCGGCCGCACAGUCGGCCCUUGAUUGGUUGGCCAGGGCAGGGGAGGAGCCCUCUGUUCGCAAGCGGGAGAGAAGGGCCCGCCGAGGCGCUUCCCGGGUGGGCGGGGGCGUCUUUCUUUUCUGUGCGCCUCGCUGGGGCGCGCGGCCACUUUAUACCCCGGCAGGUCGCCUUGGGCAAAUCCGGUGAGUUUGCAUUCCCGGCUGCAGGUGAAGGCAUCGCCGGAUCAGGGGGCUGCUCCACGGCUCUGCGGCGGAAGAGGCACAGGGAUGAUGGCAAUGCUGUUUCUGAAUACUAUCAGGUCUGUCGGUAACUUUCUGCCACCUCCCCAAUGCCUCAUCUUCCGCAGCUCAGGCUGCGAUAUUAGAAAAGCGUGUAAGUUAAGAUAAUUCCCAUUUUCAAGUGAGACGUUGCAGGAGGGUGGCUGCGUGCUUUUGUUGGGGGCAAGUCAGAGGCAUCUAGUUAGUUUAUUGUGCCAUAAGCAAUUUUUUUUGCAGGUGACAUGCUACAUGACCAAACAGGAACGUGGUAGGAAAGCUUACAGCAUAUCUAGAUUGGGAUGCUAAAAGGAUAUGAUAGACUGUGGUACAGUGAUAAAACUGCUAGCACAUUUGCAAAGCUAAGCAGGGUUCAGUAUGGUUUCAUAUUGGAUGGGAUGAGAUUCCUCCAUUGCAGAGGGUUGGACUAGAUGGCCCUCAGGGUCUACCUUGCAACUCUACAAUGAUCAGCACCAUGCUCUGCUAACUGAGCUAGAGAUGAGUCUAUGAAUGUGAGGGCUUUAGAAUCUAAGAUAUUGUGUACUUUUACUGUGGUGAAAGGCCCACUGAACUCAGUGGGCUUGCUUUUGGGUAAGCAUGUGUGGAUUUGGGUAUUAAAGUGCCUGAGUAUUUAUUCUCUUCUGUCAGCAACCCAUAUGCAGGGCCCUUUCAAUGUACACAGUGAGUUCCAGUUCAAAAUUUCACGGUUUAUAAAUUUUAAGAAAAUUGUAUCUCUGUUCUGCCUUCAUACUUUUCUCUGUAGUGCAGAAAACAAACUGUUCUUAAAAGAAAGCUAAGAAAAUCUUGUGGUUACGAAGUUAAAUGUUUGCUUAUAUUCUCUCAGAAUUAAGAAUCUAACCCCAUAGGUUAUGAAAUCACUAGAAUCAGUAGAAAGGCUGAUCCACAUGCAGGUUGUUGCUUGGGUUUAAACCUGUUUUAAAAUGUUUGUAGUGAUGCUGAUUCUGUAUAAAUACCAGAAUCCUUCCUUUGAUUCUUUAGUGGGCUUAACAUAUCAUUGGACAUACUAACAAGCAGGUGUAAACUCAAGUCCUUUGUACAUCUAGCUAUGAGUAAGGACCAGAAAAUAUAUUGGGACUGAUUUCCAAGUAAGCAUGCAUACAGUUGGGCUGUAAGAGUACCUGUUGUAGGGAAUACCGUAUUUUUCGCUCUAUAACACGCACCCGACCAUAACACGCACAUAGUUUUUAGAGGAGGAAAACAAGGAAAAAAAUAUUCUAAACGAAACAGUGGAUGUAUGAUUUUUGUAGUUCAUGCUGUGGCCACAGACAUGUGAUCUGACAGUGAGUUUGGAGUAGCCCAAUGCAAAAAUCCUGAGGAUCCAUGUGGAUCCAUGCUUUGUAACCACGUUUUUGCACCACUGCGGCCCCAGGCAACAGUGGGUGCGUGAUUUUUGGUGCAAGAUGUAGCCAUGGACAUGCUAUGUGAUCUGAUGGUGAAUUUGGGGUGACCCAGUGCAAAAAUCCUGAGGAUCCAUGUGGAUCCGUGCUUUGUAACCAUGUUUUAAGUGGGGAGGGAAGGAAAAGCACUCAAGGGACAAGGAGCACACGUGGGGUGUGUGGAGAAGGAUGCUGCUAAUAAUGCAGAAGAGGGGUUUAAGGGGAGAAGGAACAUGCGUGGGGUGGGUGGAGAAGGAUGCUGCUAAUAAUGCAGGAGAGGGGUAUAAGAGGAGAAGGGUCCUCUCCUCUCCCACUUUGCUCCUUUAAAGAAGCAGGCUCUCUGUCCCUCUCUCCUCCCCACUCAGCGGCUCUUCUCCCGGCUCUUCUCCCGCUUUGCUGUUUCAAAGCGAGCCACGGAGGAGGGAAGGAAGGGGAACUAUGGAUCCUCUCUGCUCACGACUGCAGCAGAUCCCCCCCGCCACCCAUAGGCAUUCCCUCCAUAACACGCACAGACAUUUCCCCUUACUUUCUAGGAGGAAAAAAGUGAGUGUUAUGGUGCAGAAAAUACGGUAAAUGCUGAUGAGUGAGAGAGAAGCCAAUAAUACUCAAAGCUAGUUUGAACAGUGGCCCCUUGCUGAUCUGUCUCAUCCUUCUUGGAUUUUGACACUUGGAUAGGAAGUUGGUUGUUUUUUAAAAUCAUUUUUAUGCAGAAUUUAAUGCUUUUAAAUCACGUUGACUUUAAUACAUUUUAUAUUUCCCUUACUUGCCAGACUAAUUUCUAACGCAGAAUGUCGGUGAACCAUUUAUUUGGGAAUAAGAAGAGAAACAGCUCCAUAUUGUAUGGUGUGGAUCAGGCAAAAGUUACCACUUCACCAUUAUCUCUCCAGAGAGCUACAAGCCGAAGGAAUAUUGGAAACUGUGAAGAUGGCUUUCCACCAAGCAAGCGUUACAAAAGUCAUGCUGGAACUGAGCAUAAAGAACUGGAGGAUCCGUUUGGGGACAAUGAUGACUUUACAGCAGAUGAUUUGGAGGAGAUAGAUAUUAUUGCUUCCCAGGCAUUGACACAAAACGCUUCUUUAAAUGCGAACACAGUGAAACCUAAGCAGAAUGUGGAUCUGUCUUCCCACCCAAAUAGCACCAUCAAAACAUCUGAUCAUAUUAAGCAAUGGAAUAUUGCCCCCAAAUCUACAGGGCAGUUUGGUAUGUGCAGUCUAAAUGCUGUUUCAAAUUUGCAUCAGUAGGGAGAAAUUAGCAUCUUCUUACAUAAGUAUUUGGAAAGAAACUGCAACAAAUAUGCUUUCGGUUUUUUAUCCCUCCCUCCCUCCCUGCCCACCCCAUCUCCUACCCACAGUGUUUGGACAGUGCAGUUAAGAAUUUCAGGUCUCAGAGGUACAGCCUGGUGCUAUGUAACAAAGUGUAUUCUGGUCCUCAUUUGUGCUGGCAGUAUAGGAAUGUCAUAGAAUCAUAGAAGGGACCCUGAGCCAUGAGUUCAGUUGUGUGCACAUGUGCACAAAAGUAAAUCCUAUUGAAUUGUGGGACUUGCUUCCAGGGGAGUGUGAAGAGGGUUGCAGCUUUUAGGGUCAUUAGAAUUUAUUUUCUUGGUAGAAAUGUUUAGGAUUGCACUAUAGAAUUGGAUGUGUGGUUUCUGGACAUUUAGAUCUUUUUACACCAUGAAAACUGUUGAUUCUAGUUCAGUCCAUGUAGCAGACUGAAUACUGACGGUUCUGGUACACAGAACAUGCAGGUUGCCAUGCUGUCUUCCUUUUCUGAGUACUGGGGUGUAAGCAGAAUUAAAUGCCAAGCUCUAUGGAAUUUAUACUGCUUAGUUGUUUUGGAAGAUCCCAUGGAGCAAAAAUCCCAUGGAACAAGUUUUAUACCGAAAUCUUCACAUGUAGAUCCAGAUCGUUAAUUGGUACCCUCAAUCACAAAAGAAUUGAAUUGUUUAGGUCAAAUCCUGAGAUCACAAUUCACAAGUUUAUUUCUGUAAACAGGAAGUAGCACAGAAGAAACCUCAUCAAAAGACCAAUUUAGACUUGAGGCACUUCAAGCACAAUAUGAGGAAGCUGAGAAAAAGGUUUGUUUUGUUUUCUGAAAGAGUUCUGGUCUUAAGGCAGCCAUGCUCUGUGGCAUAUUCCGGUGCUGAAGUUGUGGACCCAAGAUUUGGAUUUCGUGGGGAAAAUACCUCUACAAGGGGAUUUGGGGGAGGACCUAUAGUUGUAUAUGCUAAACCACAGAGCCUAGGACUUGCCGAUCAGAAGGUCAGCGGUUCGAAUCCCGGCGAUGGGGUGAGCUCCCGUUGCUCGGUCCCAGCCCCUGGCCAACCUAGCAGUUCGAAAGCAUGUCAAAGUGCAAGUAGAUAAAUAGGUAAGGUAAAUGGCAUUUCCGUGUGCUGCUCUGGUUCGCCAGAAGUAGCUUAGUCAUGCUCGCCACAUGACCCGGUAGCUGUAUGCCGGCUCCCUUGGCCGAUAAAGCGAGAUGAGCGCCGCAACCCCAGAAUCGGUCACGACUGGACCUAAUGGUCAGGGGUCCCUUUACCUUUAAGGAUGACAAGUGGCUGAUUCAUUUUUUUCUCUCAGCAGUUACUGUUUCUUAUGGAAUUUAGAGAGUUAUUUGACCACUGGGGUAGUGAGGCAAAUGUAUGUGGAAGCUGGACUUAGCUCUGAUAGGUUGUAUAGACUUUUUUAAAAAAAUGCUUGUUGCAAAACCUCAGUGAAUAAGUGAACCAGGGGUGAGAAGUCUGAUGCCUAUUGCUGCUCUUAACAGCCCAGUCUGAUGCAGUUUUACAUGGCGGUGUCUGGCAUCACAUUCUUAAUGGGAGCAAUGGUUUUACUGGGGGGGGGAGGAGUAUGUGAAAUAAAGCUUGCAAAAUGCAUAUAAUUCUUCUGCUUGCAUCAUGUUCGUGAAUUUGCAGCUGAAGGAAAUGAAGGAUGAAAUCCUAAUUAAAAAUGGAGAAAUAAAAAUUUUACGGGAUUCAAUGCAGCAGAUGGAAUCCACUGCGGAGGAACAGCGAAAAUCAUACGCGCUACUGGAAAUGGAGAAAGCUCAAACUAUAUGUGAAAAAGAAAAGGAGUUUUCCAGAAAGGUACUAUUUAAUUAAGGGGGGGGGGAAUCCAUAACAAAAGCUUGUUUGAAGGUUCUUUUUCAUCUUUUCCUCCUUUUCUUCCCUCCCCUCUUUAAGCAAAAAAUUAAGGACUCUUAGUGCUAUGCUAAAUAGAAGAACAUUGAAAAGAUGGAAGUCCAUGUCAGAUUUGGUAUUUUUAUUACUGCUAUUGAAUUAAGGAAAUAAUGAGCUACUUUUUGUCAAAAAUAUUAGUGGCUUGUUUUGUACACAUAAGGGCUUAUUCUUGUUAAUUCUACAGUGGUGCCCCGCAAGACGAAUGCCUCGCAAGACGGAAAACCCGCUAGACGAAAGGGUUUUCCGUUUUGGAGGUGCUUCGCAAAAUGAAUUUCCUAUGUGCUUGCUCCGCAAGACGAAAAUGUCUUGCGAGUUCCUGCGGGGUUUUUUUCCUCCCCCCCCCCUUUUUCCCAAGCCGCUAAACCGCUUAUCAGCUGAUGGCUAAGCCGCUUAACAGCUGAUCGCUAAGCCGCUUAUCAGCUGAUCGUUAAGCCGCUUAUCAGCUGAUCUUUAAGCCGCUUAACAGCUGAUCUUUAAGCCGCUUAACAGCUGAUCGCUAAGCCGCUUAUCAGCUGAUCGCUAAGCCGCUUAUCAGCUGAUCCGCUAAGCCGCUUAACAGCUGAUCUUUAAGCCGCUUAACAGCUGAUCUUUAAGCCGCUUAACAGCUGAUCGCUAAGCCGCUUAUCAGCUGAUCCGCUAAGCCCGCUAAGCUGUUAAUACUGUAGCGCUAAUCCGCUAAACCGCUAAUGGGCUUGCUUCGCAAGACGAAAAUACCCGCAAGACGAAGAGACUCGCGGAACGGAUUCUUUUCGUCUUGCGAGGCACCACUGUAUUCUUUUUACAAUUUAUGUUUUUAGAAAAGGGUUUUUUUUUUAAAAAAAGGAAUGUACAUUUCAUUUUAAGCCGAUGAAUAAUGCCAUUUGAGAAUUAAGGUUAAAUACCUCUGUUAGAGAAAUCUGCCCUGUUAUUUCUGGUUGUGAUGCUAAUGGACGGCAAGUGUGGUGUCUAUAUUUCACUAGCAAAGCACUUGUUACACUCUAUCCCAAUCACUCAUGUUUUCACAAAGAAAGGAUUGGACUCUUAAACACUCAGCUUUCCUAAUUGAAAUUAAUAAUUUAGCAUUUUUAAAAAAUGGGUUUCUAAUGUCAAGUUUAUUCUUUCAGUUGGAGUCUCUGAAGUCUGAGCUGCAGUUCAGAGAUGCAGAAAUGAAUGAGCUGAAAAUGAAGCUUUCAAACUGCGAAAGAGUUAAACCUGUUACUCCUUCAAUGCCAUAUACCAGGUACGAAGUAAGAAGAUGAAUUCUGUCCACUAAAUUCCAGACAGUUGGGCCAGCUAGGAGUUUGAGCAUCCAUCCUUCUUAUAGCUGAAUGUAAUUAAUUGCACUGCUGUUUUCAUCUUGCAAACUGUUGUGCGGAGACUUAUCAUUGAAUGCACAGCAUAAUUCUUAAAACAAGGUUGUCUUUAAUUUGCAAAAUCUUCCAGUCUAUAAUUGGAGAAUAAACUAAUGUCUGGUGCAGUCUGCUUGACACUGCUCCUAUGCAAACUGCACUGGCUGCCUAUUUGCUAUCAGGCCCGAUUCAAGGUGUUGACCACUAUAUAUCUUGAGACCCAAGGCCUUGAUGGUGCACUUCUUCCCAUAUCUGCCAGGCUGGGCCCAGCAAUCUGCAUGGAAGGCCUGUUUCGUGGUCCCUUUGGUCAACAUGACCCAGAAUAGGGCCUUUCUUGUGCUGGCCCACCCAUUUGUGGAACUCCCUCUUGCAUAAAAUAUAUACAGUAAGUUCCAACAGGGUUUCUUUGGAUGAGGAGGGAUAACAUGAGAAAAAUAUUGCACACUACACAUCAUGCAUCCAGUAUUCUGGAGAAAAUUCUUUUAGUUGAUAUAGAAGAAAUUUACCCUGCAUAUUCUCCUAUUCAAGUGUUCUUCGUUUUCUAAUGAUUCACACAAGUAUUUAGGGGAAGUAAGUGAAUUGUUAUGUUUGUUUUAGACGUUGCUCUUGAGCGGUUUUGAAUUAUUUUUCAAUUACUGUACUAUACUUUGUUGUUAUUUCCUCUGACUUGGGAUUCUCCUGGAUAAGGAGAAGUUUACAAAUGUAAAAAAUAAGUUAAUCGUUUUAAAUAAUAUUUUGCAACUGAUUCAGAUAUUUUAUUUAACCAUUUAGUCCAAAGAAGAGCCCUCGUAACAUUUCAAAAGCCGAAGAAUGUACUCAGGAGAAAAAAAGUUUCCCCACUAAAGAUUCUUUUCGAUCUGAGGUUUCGCCUAAACCAUCAUACUCCAGAACACAAUUGUUUGUCCAAGCGUUGCCAUUUAUUAAGGGUAUGUAAAUUCUUAGUUAUAUUUGACCGUUGUACAUCUUGCCGUGAUGUCACCCUGGUCGCUCACCUGGGCAAAAAUCGAUAUCACUGGAGUUUGGCUUCAAGCAGGUCCUGCAAGAAUGGAUGGAAGAUGUGCAGCAGCAGCUAGAGUCAACACCGCCAUGCAGAACAGGUGGACAAGUGCUGGGUCUUCUGCCUCUGGUUAAUAACAAUAAUAAUAAUAAUAUAAUUUAUUAUUUGUACCACGCCCAUCUGGCUGGGUUUCCCCAGCCACUCUGGGCGGCUUCCAACAAAGAUUAAAAAUACACUAAAAUAUCACACAUUAAAAACUUCCCUGAACAGGGCUGCCUUCAGAUGUCUUCUAAAUGUCAGGUAGUUGUUUAUCUCUUUGACAUCUGAUGGGAGGGUGUUCCACAGGGCGCCACUACUGAGAAGGCCCUCUGUCUGGUUCCCUGUAACUUUGCUUCUCGCAGUGAGGGAACUGCCAGAAGGCCCUCAGCACUGGACCUCAGCGUCCGGGCAGAAUGAUGAGGGUGGAGAUGCUCCUUCAGGUAUACGGGGCCGAGGCUGUUUAGGGCUUUAUAGGUCAACACCACCACUUUAAAUUAUGCUCAGAAAUAUACUGGGAGCCAAUGUAGGUCUUUCAAGACCGGUGUUAUGUGGUCUUGGUGGAUGCCCCCAGUCACCAGUCUAGCUGCCGCAUUCUGGAUUAGCUGUAGUUUCCGGGUCACCUUCAAAGGUAGCCCCACGUAGAGCACAUUGCAGUAGUCCAAGCGGGAGAUAACUGGUUACACUUGCAGAGGGCCCACUGCUGUUUACUGGUUGUUCCAAGUCCAUAGACUACCUGUGAGUGGUGUUUGUCUACCAUAGGGCAGCAAACUAUUAAAAUAAACCUCCACCUGUAUUGUCUGGGUUUAAUGCAAAAAUAUAUGCAAACUUUCUGUUAAGCUAAAUUAAAUGAUUGGGCUUGGGCAGAAAAAUCUAUUGAUUCCUGCAGUUCAUUGUUAGACUUACAUUUACUGAGCUUCAGUUUGCUCCCUUUGCUUUCUAUAAUUUCCCCCCAGUUGGAGGCUAUUCACUCAGGAGUUUCUUGCCAUUUUUACUAGGUUUCUAGAUAUGUUGGAAUUGAAAGCAGUGAGCUAGCUGACAAGGCUUCUAAGUUUGGAAAUCCAACCUGCUGUUAGGUGCACAGGGAUCUGUGUGGUUUCUUCAUGAUUGUUUAGUUUAAUUUAAUUGAAGGGUGUCAGUUUUUUAAGGCCUUUGGACAUGAUUACUGGCAAAUGAAAGUUGAGUAUGGAUGCUUGGCAUAAUCUGUUGUAUUUACACUGUAUGGUUUACUGUUAAUUCCUAAUCCACAUAUUUCUUCUCAAUAAAACUGGCCUGGAUUGCUCUUCUGCCUUUAACAGCACUGGUUUACCUUAAUUCAAGGUAAAGCUUUCACAACACAGAGAUAAGCAUGAUCACCUACUAAUAUCUCCAGGUCAUACUGCUCCUAAAAGCACAGAAGCAGAAAUUAACCUGUCAGUUUACAAGUGACUGGAUUUGAACCCAGAUCCAGGUUCUUAAAUGGUACCCAUAGUCUUGAAGUUCUCAGUUUAUGCUGGCUUCAGAUAACCUAACCAUGCAAAUACAUUUACUUAUUCUACAUCUAGCCUAUGGAAUGGGUGUGAGCACCUACUGAUUUUCUGAUGUAGCAAAAUACAUUUUUAACCCUCUUAAAUAUAUGUAUCUCUGUUUGCUACAGUUAAAGCAUGAAAAUGAAACAACAGCAACAGUGCUAUUGCCUCAUGAUAUAAGGCCGUAUAGAUAGGGCUAAAAGUCAAAAGGGAAUUGAAUAUGACUGCUUGAAUUACUACAAAGAUUUCUUUCCAGACAGUAAGAUGCCUAACCAAGAAAAUGAGCUUGUGAAGGAAGAAAAACGUUUGAAUAUCUUUGCUCAAAGAAAAGGUAAUUUCAUCUAAGAAAUACUCCAGCUGCAUAUAUUUCUUAGGACUGGGGUUGGAAACUUAUAUUUGAAAGCAUAAAAUAUGAUCCCAUAAUGAUAAUAGGAGCCCCAAAAUACUGCUGUGAGUUGUUAAGCAGUGAAGUCCCCACAAUAAGUUUCUAAGUCCUCUUCUUCUGAGUGUGUCCCUGUUUCCCAGAAUGCCACCUGCCCCCAAACCCUUUUGAGUUAUAAACCAAGCAGAAAAUUGGCACUGCUUUUAUGAAUUGCAAGUAUUUUGAGCCACAAAUAACGCCGAAGCAACUUUAUCAAUAACCUUUAAUGUAUGAAUGGGAAUAAACAAACAAGACAGACAAUUUCACCAUAAUGAGUUUCUAAGCUACAUUAAAUAUUAAUUCUUGUUAAUGUUUCACAGCUAAUCUAGCCAAUGUUGUUAUAGUUACUGGACUCACAGCUGGUUGAUGCUACCUGGGAGUGAAUUACCUUUGUGGCGGCUUCAAAAGUGUCUGUUUGACCAAACCCUGACUAUUCUUCUGAUGGAUGAAGCCAAAUAUAAAAGGGCCAAUAUUUAUUUGUUUCAACAAUGUAUGUGCCACUUCACACCAUAGUUUCUAAGCAGUGGAUUUCAAGUAAAAUACUCCUAUUGUGAAUUUGGGGUUCCCAUAAUGUGGGUUAGGACUCUUUUCAGCUGCAGAUGUCACCAUAAGCAAACUUGGUCCAAAAAUAGAUGUUGAAGAUGUCUGUUCUUUCCAUUCUGCAACUGGUCAUGCUUAUGAUUGUCUGUAAUGAGUCACAUUGUCUUCCUUGCACCUGUUGUUUUGUAAGUGCAAUUGCAGUAUUGGUUUAGCCUAACAUUGCAAUAAAUAUGUAUGAGGGUGACUGAAUUUGGUUUUCUUUUGUGUGGGAACUGUCUUCUGAAAGUAGACUAAGUAGUUAGUACAGUGGUACCUCAGGUUAAGUACUUAAUUUGUUCCGGAGGUCCGUACUUAACCUGAAACUGUUCUUAACCUGAAGCACCACUUUAGCUAAUGGGGCCUCCUGCUGCUGCCGCACCGCCGGAGCACGAUUUCUGUUCUCAUCCUGAAGCAAAGUUCUUAACCUGAAGCACUAUUUCUGGGUUAGCGGAGUCUGUAACCUGAAGCGUAUGUAACCCGAGGUACCACUGUAUUUCUCACACGCACACACAGCUCUAUCUGAAAUGCCUUAUUUUUACACCCAUCUUGAGGCUUAUCUCUUUCCUUUACAGUAGUAUUGGGGCUGCUGAGCAACAACUCCCCUCAUCUCCCCAAUCACAUUGGCUGGGGCUGAUAGGAGGGGUAGCCUAAUUACCUCUUAAUGGCUACAGAUUUUCCGCCCCGAGAGCAAAAACGAGGCAAGGGCAAUAUAGCUUGCUUUCAAAUGUAAUUCCUGGCAAACUGCCCUCUUUAUACGUAGUCAAAAUUUAUGGACUUGGUUCCCUUUCCAAGUAGAAGGGAGAACAUAAUGGCAUUGGCACGAAUGAAUUACAUUUACUUCACUCCUCCUUACUUGCACUGGGAGGAAACAAACCACGAUCGCUGGUUGAGCAUUACAUCCAAGCUCAUACAAAUAUGGGAGCAGAACAAACUAUGAUCCCUAGUUUGGGUGUCAUGCUGUGAGUCUAGAGGUGUGUGUUUUAUUUCUUCCCAGCGUGAGUGGGUAGGAGCUGAGUGUGCCUGGUUUGCUUGUGUCCAGUAAACCAUGGUUUACAGCUUACUGUGAUAUGUAGAAACGGCUAUUGUGUACAUAUGUAUGUGUGUGCUCAACUUUCUGUGUAUGUGUCCAAGCAGUACUCUUCUCAUACCGUAAGUUGCUUAUAUCAAGGCAUGGAAUAUAUAGCAAAUGCAAAUACUGUUGAUUUUCUUUUUCCACUAUAUUUGCAAAAACAUCUGCUUGGCAGUUUUACACUCCAGCGGCAAUGUCCAUCUUGAACAUUGGAUUUUUAUAUUGUUGCAGGUUCCAUUUUGAUCAAUGCAUUGCUGAAACAGCCUGUCGUUCCUGAAUCAUCACUAGGCCUCUGCUAUCUUCUUAGCUGUAAUGUUGAUGCUCAGUCUGGACCUUCUAUGCAGUCGAGUUCCUUCGAAACGUAUGUUUUCAGCAAUUUGUGAUACUUAGAAUGUAAUUUUAAGUAAUGCCUGCUGCCGUCCUGUGCUGACCCAAAAAGCCCAGCAAGCAGAAAAACUCUGUUUCAUGUAGAUGUUUUACGCUGUAAUCUGCCCUGAGAUCAUUAUUGAAUCUUAGAAUUGUAAAGUUAGAAGGCAUCUGCUCUUGGGGAAAUGUUAAAUUAAGAAAAGGUUGACCUGGCUCUUUGUAAGCCUUGCAUACUGUAGUGGGUUAAGAUACUAAGCAAUUUAUUUUUUCUGCGCCUGUUUGUGUAGAGGAUCUACAGGAAGCAUCAGCAACAGGAGUGCAAGCUCUGAGGAAGAAGAAACUUCACUGAGAAUCGCUCAGAAGCUUGCCUUAACGGGAUUGAAUUUGAUUGCUGUGGAUGAAGGCUCGUUGGCAGAAAACUCAAAAGAAACUGAGCAAAGAAUAUCCCACCUUAAGCGCUAUAAAAUUCCUGGAGCAAUACAUCUUCUUCCUCUCCUUGAACAUCAUAUUGGUGCCUACCACCAAGCCCUCCUCCUAAUGAUGAAGACGGGAAGCUCUUCUGGGAACCAAUCCGCUUGCUCUUCCAGGACCUCCUCAAGUGCAGCGUCAAGUGUAGACGAUAAUUUGCCUACUCUGGAAGAGUUUGCACUUGUGUCCCUGGGCAUUCUUUAUUAUUUGGUAUCCUAUAGCUGGGAUGUUCUUUAUACACUGCUCUCCCUUACCAUGAAACCAGAUUGUGGUUUGGGAGCUCCAGAAAUUCUGGAGAAGGAUGAAGCUGUUUGCAGUAAGCAGUGCAGAGUCGUUCUUCAGGAGCCCAGCCCAGACCUAAAUACUGCUAAUGUGGACCAGUCCCAACAUCCUCUAUUUAAAAAGGUGCUGCAGCUCUUGGCUUCGUGUGCUACAGCAGCAGGGUACCAAAGACAUGGAAUCAUGAAUCAGUGUCUCAGAGUUCUGGUGAAAUUAGCUGAAAAGUCAACGGUUGAUUUACUUAUAAGGUAAAAUACAACUUGAGCAAAAUGUCUUUUCCAAACACCUAUUUCCUUCCUGCCUUGAUCUAAGAUUCAAAGUCAUCGUAGUUAUAUUAUUAUUGUUGUUGUUGUUGUUGUUGUUAGUUAAAUUUAUAUACUGUCGUUCAUCUGAAGAUCUCAGGGCAGUUCACAAGAAAGCGAUACAGGAUAAAAGCACAAAAUAAAUAGUUAAAACAAAAACAAAACAGUAACCCCCUCCCACAAACAAAUUAGUAAAGGAUGCCAUUAGGAUAGGUCUUGCAAACACACACACACACACACACACACUACAUAUAAAAGGCUGCCAUUCAUUACAGAAAGGCAAUUAGAAAGGCUAAUUGUUACGCAGAAACCUCUGCAUAUUUCCAGCUGAAAUGCAUAUAAAUUAUGCAAGCAAAUAACAAUUAUGUAUCACUGAAUACUCUAGAAAAAAAAACUGUUCUUGUGCAGAAUGCAUUCCUAAGAGGUUGUGUCCAAUUCUUGCCUGAAAACUUCUUUCAAGUCUUAUGGGCAAAGCAUAGGGCCAUUCUGAGCAUGUGCAAAUUGGGACCAUAUGCAAAUUAAAUGCAUAGUAGAAAGAAAAUGUAACCAUAUACAGUGGUGCCUCGCAAGACGAAAUUAAUUCGUUCCGCGAAUUUUUUCGUCUAGCGAAUUUUUCGUCUUGCGAAGCACGAAAUCCCAUAGGAAUGCAUUGAAAAUCAAUUAAUGCGUUCCUAUGGUCAAAAAAAGUCCAAACAAAGCCAAAUUUGGUACAACAAGAGUUUAUUAAGUGCUCUUUAAAGUCACACAUACUGUAAAGAGCAUUUCAAAAUUCAAACCCAGAAAUUUUUUUAAAAAACAGCAGAGUUGCCCAAUGGUCACAGAAAAUCAUAAAAAUACAGAAAGAAAAAAAAGCUUCCAGAUUCUUGCAAACAACCUCCCCAACUGUUCCCCCAGCCACCCAGCACACAGAAAUUCAAAUCCAGAAUUUUUUUAAAAAAACAGCAGAGUGGCCCAAUGGUCACAGAAAAUCAUAAAAAUGCAGAAAAAAACACACAAGCUUCCAGAUUCUUGCAAACCCCUCCCCAACACCAAGUCCUUGAAUUCCAAACACCCCAACCCAAAAUCCAAACCCCCCCCCCAAAAAGUUUUAAAAGCUUAACUUACCAAAUGGCUGCAAAAGAAGUUUUGGAAAAGCUUCAAAAAUCACCAAAGUCUGUAAAAACCGCAAAAAGGCUACUAUGUACACUGCGUUCUAUGAGUUGCUCCUCGAAGUCAAGUCGCAACUGUAUUAACGGUGUUAAGAAAAAGGAAACAAACUUGCAAGACUUUUUCGUCUUGCGAAGCAAGCCCAUAGGGAAAUUCGUCUUGCGAAACAGCUCAAAAAACGGAAAACCCUUUCGUCUAGCGAGUUUUUCGUCUUGCGGGGCACCACUGUAUACAUUUUAUUCUGCUACAAACUUUUCCUGUUCUGAUUCCUAAUAAUACUCUUGCCUUUGUGGAAAAACUUACUUUUGUAAUCCUAAACAUACAUACUUGAAUACAGUAGGACUUACUUCUGAGUAAAUAUGCAUAGCAUUACUUGACUCUUUUAGACAUUUUCUAACAGUAUAUAUACUAUCUGCAAUAAUUAUUGCUGCUACUCUAAUUUGUAUUUUAUUUUUCUAUUAAGCUUUCAGCAUUUGUUGAACAGACAAACACAGACUCUCCUCCGCUGCCUGUCUUCUGACUCUCCCUUGUUUGCUGUCCAUCUGACUGUUCAGUUGUUAACUUUAUUUGCUCAGCACUUGGAGCUGGCUGCUCAGUUUUGUUCUUGUUCAGGUGAGAGGGAGAAAAUCUUCACUAUCCUAGCGCUUUUACGAAACAUUGACUUUGUAAGGCUGGAGUGAAAACUGAAUUUAACUAGUUUAUUUUAACAGAUUUUUUGUGUUUUAAGCUUACAGCCUGAAAAAACUGUAUUACUUGCCUCAAGACUUCUGCAUUCUUGAACUUCUGCAUGAAAAUAUUUUGCUAUCCAUUAACAUCCCAGCGCCUCAAUUAAAGCAGACUUUCAAAGAAGUGAAAAAAAUUAGAAGUGCUAGCUUACAAGAAGAAAUGUUGGCAGUUGCUCACAUGUACCUGUGAGUUUUACACCCUGUGUCAACAACCAGUGGCUCUGGUGGCCUGUAGUAUCUAUAAAAUAACUAGCAUUCUCUCCAGAUGUGUAGGUGAACUGCCAAAAAAGCCUAAGAAUUUGCACAAAUGCAGUGUACUGUUUGGUGCUGUGAGCCACCAUCAUAAUUUUGUUUUCCGCUUUUUGGUUUCCCUUGGGCUCUUUAAAUAGGCCAAAGAUUUUGCAUGCUAGGUGUCUUGUGAUCUGAGGUUCUGGUCCUUUUUGGGCAUCAUGCAUAGCCUCCAGACCCAGCGAUCAACUGCUGGAGCUCUCUGUUGGUUGCCAAGCCUGGUGCUACGCUGGAGUUCAGGAAGACUGACUGAACUCUUUUUCUUUUCCCCUCAGCAGAGAGAGAGAGAGAGAGAAAGAAUGCGCAAUUUAGAAGUGUUGAGGUGGUGGGCCCUACUCAUGGAGAAAGCUGUGGGAGUUGUAACCUUUGUGCUGUGCUCUUUACAGCAGUACGAGUUGCUGGCCCACCUCAGCUCCUUUUUUUUACCCACAGUUAAUUAUUUGAGGAAGUGAGAGGUUUUUUGAGGGUGGAGUAAGAAGAUGAACAGACACAAAGGAGAAGAGCUCAUUCAAAUGAAGUAGGUCAGGCAUAGGCAAACUUAGCCCUCCAGAGGUUUUUAGGACUACAACUCCCAUCAUCCCUAGCUAACAGGACCAGUGGCCAGGGAUGAUGGGAGUUGUAGUCCCAAAACGUUCUGGAGGGCUGAGUUUGCCUUUGCCUGAAGUAGGUGGUGCAAAUCACCACUUGACACAUUAUUCUUUCAAGGUUAUUUUAGAGGAUUCAGUUUUGGUCCUGUAUGGUAAUUCCUCCUUUUCCCUUCCCAUUGCCCCUUUUUAAGAGGCACUUUUGAAAUGGAUUUGAAGUGUGGUUUUUAAUGCUAUUUAAUUUUUUAUAUAAAAAGACCCAGGGAGCUGCUAUUCAGAAUAACUUUGUCGUUUUUAAGGCAGUGCAUUAGCAUUACUAAUGGAUAACAUAGAAAUACUUUAUUACUACACAUUUCUUUUUAUAGAAACCUGUCUCCUCUUGGCACUGUACACGUAUAUUACAUCACGACCAGAUAAGUCAGCGACCGAGAUGUGUUGGCUGCAACUGGAACAAGAGGUAAAAGGGUGUGCAUCUCUGUGUGGUUUUUAAAGUGUGAGUUUGGAAUAAUGGUUCAAUUUCUUAAUUUAACAGGAUAUGCUGGUGAGGGGGAUUGCAACUUAGUGCUCAGCCCCGCAAGCUUCCUUUGCAGAUUUUGUUAACCCUAAAUGUGCAUGCCUGAAGAAGGUUUUUGUGGAAACCAGCAGUGGGGAAGUCAGAUAUCUUAUUGCUGCAGGCAGCAAGCAGUAGCAGCCAGGCACUCCUUUUGGCACCUUGGGAGUUGUCACCACUGGGCACCCCAGCCUACUGCCUCUCCUACUGCCUGCCAAGUCCAACCCCAGUUAGGAAAAGAGGAGGGGAUGUGUGCCCAGAAUUACUGAAGCAGGGUUUGCGUUGUGUGUAUCCAGCCAUGGGAGGAAAAGGGGCAGUUAUGGGGUGAUGUGUUGAGUGGAGACCACUCAGAAACAGAUGGGAAGCCUAGCAGACAGGGCCUCCUCUAACCUGGAGCUAGCCCUAGUUAAUGUGCUAUUGAAUGAGUGUAUUAAAACUGAUAUUAAAGCUCAAUCCAAUGCACAUUGCUUUGAAGGUUUUUUUCCAGGUACAGUCCUACCUCGGUUCUCGAACGGCUUAGUUGCCGAACAAAUCAGCUCCCAAACUCCACAAACCCAGAAGUAAGUGUUCUGGUUUGCAAAUGUUUUUUGGAAGCCAAACUUCCGACAUGGCUUCUGCUUGAGUGCAGGAAGCUCCUGCAGCCAAUUGGAAGUUGCACCUUGGGUUUUGAACGGUUUCGGGAGUUGAACGAAGUUUGAUAACCAAGGUACGACUGUACGUGUGCAGAGGGUUGCAGACUUGCUUACAUCCUGUUGAAUUUAAUGAGGCUUACUUUGAGCACAUGUAUAUGUGAGUGCACUGUGAGUCUGAUACUUUAAGGACAUUUGCUUCCUCCCCUCCCCUGCUUCAUCUCGACAUCUACAUAGUCUGUUCUUUGGUUUUUGUUUCAUUUUGUCUUAGACUGUUCGCUUGCUGACCAAGUGUGCGCAGUGCUGCAGCAACUCUGUUUCACUGGUUGGAACAGACUGCCAGUGCAACUCUGAGGUAACCCACUGAAUUAAAUGAGGCCUUUACGGCAUAAUUCUGGUUGUAGCAAGUUUGUCUGUAUUUAUUUUAAAGGUGAAAAAUUAACCCAUCCAUGAUGCAUUAUCGGUGUAAUAUUACUAGAAAGGAACACUAUCCUAUUAGAGUACGUGAUUUAAGAAUAAUUAAUAUUUAUAACAACAAUUUUACUUUUCUGUACUGCAACAAGAUGAUCAAGGGUCUGGAAACCAAGCCUUAUGAGGAAUGGUUGAGGGAGCUGGGUAUGUUUAGCCUGGGAAAGAGGAGACUGAGAGGAAAUAUGAGAGCCAUCUUCAAAUAUCUGAAGGGCUGUCACAUGGAAGAUGGAGCAAGGCUUGUUUUCUCCUGCUCUGGAGGGCAGAACUCGAACCAAUGGAUUCAAGUUAAUAGAAGGGAGAUUCUGACUAAACAUCAGGAAGAACUUUCUGAUAGCAAGAGCUGUGUGACAGUGGAACAGUCUCCCUUGGGAGGUUGUGGACUCUCCUUCCUUGGAGGUUUUUAAGCAGAGGUUGGAUGGCCAUCUGUUAUGGAUGCUUUAGCUGAGAUUCCUGCAUUGCAGGGGGUUGGACUAGAUGACCCUCAGAGUCCCUUCCAACUCUACAAUUCUAUGAGUACACUUCCAUAGGAAUAUAAGAGCACUGCUUGAUCAGGCCAAAGGGCCAUCAUAGUUCAGCAUCCUGUUUUCACAGUGCCUAACUGGGUACGUACGGGAAGUCUGCAAGCCAGAACCUAAGUGAAACAGCACUCUCCCCACUUGUGAUUCCCAGCAGCUAGUACCCAGAGGCAUGCUGCCUCCGAUAGUGGUGGUAGAACAUAGGCAACAUGGCAAGUAGCCAUUGAUAGCCUUGCCAUCCAUGAGUUUCUCUUUGCAAAAUGGCAGCAGUGGAAAAGCCAUAUUUGAGAACUGUGUUGUGCUUUCUCCUACAGGUAGUGAAGGCUCUUAUUAUAAUGAUGCAUAGACAAUGGCUGACGGUCAGAAGAGUGGAAGGAAACUUGCUUGAUGUGCGUGGAAAGCAAGUUGUUCGGUUUUUACGGGACACUGUUUUGCUCUUACACAGUUUGUCUCAAAGGGAUAAACUCUUCCAUGAACAUUGCCUGGAAGUGCUUCAUCAGUAUGAUCACGUCAUGCCUGGUGUCAGAGCCAUCCUCAGAAAAGUUCCAGAUCUGAAAGCCUGUGAAGGUGAGGCUGCUGGCGUGAAAUAUGUGUAUCUUAGUGAAUAUUGAUAUCAUUAAAGUAACCUGCAGCCGUGCAUGUUUUCUCAGAAGUGAACCUGAGUACCAAGUUCAGUGGGACUUGUCUUCAAGCAGGUGUGCACAGGCUUGCAGCUUUAAGCUUCCAGGCUUUUUAUUAUUCACUGACUUCAGUACUGAUCUUUGGACAUUUGUUUAGCCUUACUGUUAAUAUCAUGCCAAUCUACUGUGCAUGCAAACUGAAUGUUACUCCUUUGCUAGAACCUAUGAAUCUAAGGCCACGUUUAAAUGGACAACACAUUAGUUUUGAAUUGGAUUGGCACAGAGGGUUGUGCUGUUACCAAUUCAUGUAGUAAUAAUAGGAUAGGAAGAUAAAUAGGCAGUAGCAAUACAAGAGAAGUACGUGAUAUUCUGGGGCCAGUGCUAGUAUUGCCUCUCUGUAUUCCUUGCAGCUGUAUUCCUUGAUGCAUCGUGACUAUAUUUUAAUAUUCCACUUUAUUACUUUACACUUUGCUGUAGUUAAGCAUAUGAAUCUGCUGUUGAGUCCUGAGCGUUGGUAUAUCUUCUAGCCCAGGGUUUCCCAAACUUGGGUCUCCAGCUGUUUUUGGACUCCAACUCCCAUCAUCCCUAGCUAGCAGGACCAGUGGUCAGGGAUGAUGGGAAUUGUAGUCCCCCCCAAAAAAACAGCUAGAGACCCAAGUUUGGGAAACCCUGUUCUAGCCCUGUGCCUUUGGCACUGACUACAAGCAGCUCUUCAAGGUCAUAGGCAAAGGCCUUUCCUAGCCCUGGUGCCUUAGGUACUUUUAAUAGGAGUAAUAGUGUUUACCAUUGCACUACUAUUGAUCUACGGUUCUUUGUCUAAAUUAUUCCCAAACAGAGGACCUUGUUGUUGCUUCUUCACUGGCAUAGUAACAACUUUUUUAAAAGUACCAUUCCUAGUGUGAAACCCAGACAGCCAUCUUUUUCCAAUAGCUAAUAUUUAGAUACUGGCCACAUUCCUAUGUUGUACUAAACCAUGGUUUAGCAGUGCAUUCCUGACUUGUAGGAAACUUUGGACUUGUACACUUCCCUCCUCCUUCCUUUAUGCAUGGCUUGGAGGAGGAAUUUAGAAGCUUCCAAUUGCACUUUGGAUAACGAUGAUUUGUUGAGUUGUCUGGACUGAUAAACUGUGUUAACAGAAACAUGUUUAAACCAUGUUUUUUCGAAGCGGACUUGUUUAAAUGAACCGUAAUUAAGUUUAACCACAGUUCAGAGUCUAGACAACUAAACAAGCUGUGGUUAGCCAAAAGCAGAAGCACAUGCUUCUGAACUCCUCUUCCCAGCCAUGUUGGAGGAGUGGGCAGUGUGUGGACCCAAGGCUUACUGCAACUUCUUCCUGCUCAUGCACAUCAUGCUAAGCCAGAUCCUAAACGUAUUAUGGCAACUCAGACUGUUGAUCCGUCCAGCUCAGUUUUGUCAGCACAAGGGGUGAGGAGGCUGUGGCUGUUCAGAUGUUGCUGGACUACAACACCCACCAUCUCUGACCAUUAGUCACAGUGGCUGAUGGGUUGUGACUAAUGGAAAUUGGGAGUCUUUACAAGGGUCCACAUUUUCCUCCAUUUCUCUUUACCGCACUAUAAGGCAGGGAUGAGAAACCUUGGCCUCCCAGAUGUUGCUGGGCCCUAGUUCCCAUCAGCCCCAGCCAGCAUGGCUAAUGGGUCAAGGAUGAUGGGAGUUGGUGUCCACUGGGAAAUUCUUUCACUCCUAAGAUACAUGUUUUUCUCCCCCAGAACUUGCAUUGGAUGAACUGUACCCAUUGGAACCAGAAGUUGAGGAUCAAGAAAUUGACUGCAGCUAAUCUUGGUUCAAGAGUAUAUUGGUUUACUUUCUAGAAAAGGCAAAUUUUGAUAUACUAAACUUGUCCCAAGUGUCCAGUAACCAGGAACUAUUCCAAUGGAAGCAGUAUGUUGGUGUGUUUUUUUUAAAACUGUUAUGCUAAAUGAAUUUGCAGCCUAAUAUAUUGUAAUAUAACACUGGUGGCUGAAGGAUGUGAUAUUAAAAAUAAAAUCUAAAAAUCUGUUUCUGUGUUUAUGGGAAGGACUUCUUUGCUCUUCAAAUGUUGCUCUGCUUAGAUCAGAAUAUUGUGGGAACCUGUUUAAAUAUGUAUUUCAC